Aspergillus aculeatinus CBS 121060 is the source of this 225-nucleotide messenger RNA. RefSeq names its product DNA-directed RNA polymerase core subunit RPB10. NCBI's taxonomy places the organism in Eukaryota, Fungi, Ascomycota, Eurotiomycetes, Eurotiales, Aspergillaceae. The record is from RefSeq and is a predicted model, not a curated record. Gene Ontology annotation, cellular component: RNA polymerase I complex; RNA polymerase II, core complex; RNA polymerase III complex. Gene Ontology annotation, biological process: transcription by RNA polymerase II; transcription by RNA polymerase I; tRNA transcription by RNA polymerase III. Gene Ontology annotation, molecular function: zinc ion binding; DNA binding; DNA-directed RNA polymerase activity. The coding region runs from base 1 to 225 and encodes 74 amino acids. The transcript is spliced from 4 exons.
AUGAUCAUUCCCGUCAGGUGCUUCUCUUGUGGCAAGGUUGUUGGAGAUCUAUGGGAGCGCUACCUACAGCUUCUAGAUGAAGGCAUACCAGACGGUGAUGCUAUGGAUCAGUUGGGCUGUAGAAGAUAUUGUUGUCGCCGGAUGAUCAUGACUCAUGUCGAUUUGAUUGAGAAACUUCUCAGGUAUAAUCCCACCGAAAGGGACCGGGCGAAGUCUCAAAUAUGA